AUGCCUCAAUCCUUAUCGGAACAGAUGAAGGUGGAAACCGACAUCAUUACCCUCUCCCGCUUCAUUCUUGAAGAGCAGCAAAAGCACGCGCCAAAAGCCACAGGUGAGUUGACUCUCUUGUUGAACAGUCUUCAAUUCGCAUUCAAAUUCAUUGCACACAACAUCAGAAGAGCCGAAUUGGUCAACCUUAUCGGUAUUUCUGGUACUGCAAAUGUUACCGGAGAUGUGCAAAAGAAAUUGGAUGUCAUUGGUGACGAGAUUUUCAUCAAUGCCAUGAAGUCAUCCGGAAACGUCAAGGUCCUUGUUUCUGAGGAACAAGAGGACCUCAUUGUUUUCGAGGGUGGUGGCAGAUAUGCUGUCUGCACAGACCCAAUUGAUGGUUCCUCUAACAUCGAUGCUGGUGUCUCCGUCGGAACCAUCUUCGGUAUCUACCGUUUGAAGGACGAUCUGACUGGAUCCAUCCGCGAUGUUUUGAGAAAGGGUACUGAGAUGGUGGCUGCCGGCUACACAAUGUACGGUGCUUCUGCACACUUGAUGAUCACUACCGGCCGUGGUGUCAGCGGCUUUACCCUCGAUACACAGUUGGGUGAGUUCAUCUUGACCCUGCCAAACUUGAAGAUCCCACAUUCGAGAGGUAUCUACUCUGUCAAUGAGGGAAACUCCCACUACUGGCCAGAGUACACCAAGAAGUACAUUGAGGACUUGAAGAAGCCACAAGAGUCGUUGGGCGGUAAGCCAUACUCCGCACGUUACAUUGGAUCUAUGGUUGCAGACAUCCACAGAACAUUGUUGUACGGAGGUAUAUUCGCAUACCCUGCUGACUCCAAGCUGAAGAACGGAAAGUUGAGAAUCUUGUAUGAGUGUUUCCCCAUGGCUAUGUUGAUGGAGCAGGCUGGUGGAGCUGCCAUCAAUGAUAAGGGAGAGCGUAUCUUGGACAUCUUGCCUAAGGGCAUCCAUGACAAAUCUGGUAUUUGGUUGGGUUCCAAGGGUGAAAUUGACCGCUACAAGGAGUACAUUCCAUGA
Australozyma saopauloensis is the source of this 1023-nucleotide messenger RNA. RefSeq names its product fructose 1,6-bisphosphate 1-phosphatase (gene FBP1). Gene Ontology annotation, biological process: gluconeogenesis; fructose 6-phosphate metabolic process; fructose metabolic process. Bases 1 to 1023 code for a protein of 340 amino acids. Gene Ontology annotation, molecular function: fructose 1,6-bisphosphate 1-phosphatase activity. NCBI's taxonomy places the organism in Eukaryota, Fungi, Ascomycota, Pichiomycetes, Serinales, Metschnikowiaceae. The transcript has a single exon. The record is from RefSeq and is a predicted model, not a curated record. Gene Ontology annotation, cellular component: cytoplasm; cytosol.